AUGUCACGUGCAUCACGUCGUGAGCGCUUAGCAGUGCUUAAACCAAUAGGUGAAGUCUUUGUCAAUGGCUUAGCAUCAUGUUACGACGACGAGUUUCCUGAUUCCGAACGAUUGGCAGCAUUAAUGACAGUCGCGGAUUUCUCCGACGCUGUCAACACGAUUAAUGACGCUCUAAUGGACCAUUGGCCGUGUUUACCGUGUAAAGGAUUUGGCUAUGGCUGUUGCAUUUGUACAUUGGGAUUGUCACUGUAUUGUGCUUCAGCACAAGUGACAGAAGCAGAAAGUCGCGUACAACUUCAGUUGAGACGUUUAAAUGACGAGACGAGAUUCAAGGCAAAAGGAAUUCAAUGGCGACUUGAAAGGACGUGGUGGAGACGCACGUCGUUUGUGGAGAUUUAUGUUGAUCCGGAAAUUGCUGAAGCACGUAGUGAUACUAGAGGAAGUGAGUGA
This is a messenger RNA of Peronospora belbahrii, 450 nucleotides long. Lineage: Eukaryota; Oomycota; Peronosporomycetes; Peronosporales; Peronosporaceae. The record is from the annotation of a GenBank genome assembly.